AUGAGUUCAUCAGAAACCAGGUUUUUUCAAGAACUGGUUCUCUACGCCGCAAACGCUGCUUUGAGCUGCUUGGUUUUGUUCGCGGGGCUCCGACAUCUCGACCCGAACUACGAAGCGACCAAGAAAGCAGCUCAACACAAGAAGGACAUUGCAAAGCGUUUGGGCCGACCUCGUAUCCAGACCAAUCCCUAUGAGGAUGUUAUAGCCUGUGAUGUGAUCAAUCCUGACCAUAUUGAUAUAAGAUUUGACUGUAUUGGAGGAUUGGAAGCCAUUAAACAGGCAUUGUAUGAAUUAGUUAUUCUUCCAUUACGAAGACCUGAACUGUUUUCUCAUGGAAAGCUUCUUGGUCCACAAAAAGGUGUCUUGCUGUAUGGGCCCCCUGGGACUGGGAAGACUAUGCUCGCCAAAGCAAUUGCAAAAGAGUCAGGAGCUGUGUUCAUCAAUGUGAGAAUAUCAAAUCUGAUGAGCAAAUGGUUUGGGGAUGCACAAAAACUAGUCGCUGCUGUGUUUAGCCUGGCACAUAAACUCCAGCCGGCAAUUAUUUUCAUUGAUGAGGUGGAUAGUUUUUUGGGCCAGCGCAAGACUACAGACCAUGAAGUACUAACUAAUAUGAAGACAGAAUUUAUGGCUUUGUGGGAUGGUUUCACAACAGACCACAAUUCUCGGGUGAUGGUACUUGCUGCGACUAAUCGUCCUUCAGAACUUGAUGAGGCAAUUCUCCGUCGUCUUCCUCAAGCGUUUGAAAUUGGGAUUCCUGAUCGUAGGGAGAGGUCACAGAUAUUGAAGGUGAUUCUGAAGGAUGAGAGUGUUGAAGAUGACAUUGAUUACGACCAUAUAGCUGGUCUUUGUGAUGGAUACACUGGCUCGGAUCUUAUUGAGCUCUGCAAAAAAGCUGCUUACUUUCCUAUCAGGGACCUGCUCGAUGAUGAGAAGAAUGGAAAAUCAUCUUCGGUGCCAAGGCCAUUAUCGCAGUUGGAUUUGGAGAAAGUCAUCUCUAAAACAGCCAAUACGAAAGUUGCUGCAAGCGAAUAUUCCAAAUUAAGUUCACAAUCACCAACAUGGCCAGGGCAUAGGGAUUCAGACGAUUAUCAAGUUCAAGCAGCCAUUAAUGAGGACAAUUCUCGGGUGAUGGUACUUGCUGCGACUAAUCGUCCUUCGGACCUUGAUGAGGCAAUUCUCCGUCGUCUUCCUCAAGCGUUUGAAAUUGGGAUUCCUGAUCGUAGGGAGAGGUCACAGAUAUUGAAGGUGAUUCUGAAGGAUGAGAGUGUUGAAGAUGACGUUGAUUACAAUCAUAUAGCUGGUAUUUGUGAUGAAUACACAGGUUCAGAUCUUCUUGAGCUCUGCAAAAAUGCUGCUUACUUUCCUAUCAGGGACCUGCUCGAUGAUGAGAAGAAUGGAAAAUCAUCUUCGGUGCCAAGGCCAUUAUCGCAGUUGGAUUUGGAGAAAGUCAUCUCUAAAACAGCCAAUACGAAAGUUGCUGCAAGCGAAUAUUCCAAAUUAAGUUCACAAUCACCAUGGCCAGGGCAUAGGGAUUCAGACGAUUAUCAAGUUCAAGCAGCCAUUAAUGAGGCCGUGAUCGCCUUUUUCAUCGUCGACUCAGAUAACUCACUCUCCGAUCUUCUUAAAGAUCCGAUCCGAGUCUUCCAUCUCCGGUCUCAGUUUUGGAUUGGAUCGGGGUUGAAUCGCUAUGAAUUUUAUAAUUGGAGCUUUUAA
Messenger RNA from Fraxinus pennsylvanica, 1713 nucleotides. NCBI's taxonomy places the organism in Eukaryota, Viridiplantae, Streptophyta, Magnoliopsida, Lamiales, Oleaceae. The record is from the annotation of a GenBank genome assembly.